Messenger RNA from Nilaparvata lugens (brown planthopper), 943 nucleotides. RefSeq lists its product as uncharacterized. The record is from RefSeq and is a predicted model, not a curated record. Bases 185 to 520 code for a protein of 111 amino acids. The transcript is spliced from 2 exons. Lineage: Eukaryota; Metazoa; Arthropoda; Insecta; Hemiptera; Delphacidae.
AUUUAACUUAUUUUGGCUAUUUAGUUUUAUUCUGAUCAUAAUUCACUUGGCCUAUAUUUAUUUAAUUUAUGCUAGGCCUAAUUGGAAACUAUUUUUCAGAUAACAAUAGCAAUUGCUUUCCUGCUUAUCAUCCUUACUCCUGCCUAUAUCGUACCUUAUAUUUUGAGUUUUCUGUGGUGAACGAAUGGCUCAAGUUAAUAAAGCUAAUGGAAUAUCAAAAACCUACCAAUUUUCACUCAUCUCACAGCACAAUGUAGCAACGUUUAUAGAUAAGGAUAUACUAAUUACAAUCAUAUACAUGCUUCCUGUGAGACAACCUUGGACAAUAUCAUUACGCACCAAUUCUCCUCUCGGACGAACAUUAACACAUUUCAAAAUUUCAGUUCAGAGACCUUGCAAGGACGAAUGCGGUUCUGGCCUAAUUCAAUACUCGAUCAUUAGCACGUUUGCAAUUUUACUUCACAGAGCUUACAAGGACGAAUGCAUCUCUGCUCCGAUUCAUCUCAAAUUCGACCAUUAGCACGUUUCAUGCAUAAUCUUGUUCCACCUUGGAAAAAAUGGUUGUGAAGUAGAGAACACUCUCUCACAUUGAAAUAGGAUGUAGCUAUCUAUUUCUCAUGCAAUUUCUCCCAAGCAAUUUGCAUAGUGAAAUCGGUUAAAGAUUGAUGUGAUUCUAACUUGAGGGUUUUAGAACAUUCCCAUAGAUACUAAGACCCAUUUUAUUGGUAAUCAAAUCACCUACUUGAUCUUCUGUCAAAUUAUGCUGUUUUGCCUCAAUCUUAUUCAUAUGAAAACUAACCUUUGCGUAGUUCUGAACUAUUUGGUAGGCUAUUCUAUGUACAAAUAAAGUGAGAUAAUCGGUGAAUACAGGUGAACAUUGUAAUCUUGUCACUUCAUCAUUCUCAGUAUUUUUAAUUGAAGAUGCUAUUUCCUCACAAAUUGA